CGUAGAGACCUCAAAUUGACCUUUAUUUGAUGCACCUGUAUCUCUGUUGAAACAUUAGCGACAAACGCACACACUUUGACAUUUAUUUUUCUCGAUCAGUUUUAAGGUGGUUGUAGAAACCCUAGUUCGCCCUCUGUCCGAAGUAGUUGUGGAAACAUGAUCGCCAAACUAUGCUUCUGCUUACCUGUGCGACGCAACCUGUUUCUCCAAACCUUAACACAUUUUCGCUUUAAUUUCUCAAUUCUUGCAGUGAGUAAUGUCAGCAACAGCAAUGCCCCUUCACAAAAUCUCUUCCUGCACUUCGUUACCACCAGAUUUAACAUGUCCUCAGCCGACGCCGUAAAAAUGUUAAAAUUCCAGCCCUCGUUAGGGCGGCUCAAAACCAUGGACAAGGUUGAACAGCUCGCGGACAUGCUCAGCAGACACGGCUGCACCAAAGAUCAAAUUGCAAACAUAAUCACAACUCAGCCCUCGCUAAUGACGGUAAGUGUGGGAAGAUUGUUGGAGCCCAAGAUUCAAGUGCUAAUAGAUGUGGGCGUGGAGAGGGAAAAUAUAUCCAAAAUUUUAACCAAGUCCCCGAGUAUCUUGACAGCUAAGCUGGAGAUCCUCCGCUCCAACGUUGAUUUUUUGAAGACUGUAUUGCCGACACAGGAUUUUCUUCUCAGAGCAAUUAUGAGAAACCCUAAUAUUCUUAAACUGAGCUCGCAGAAGGUCUUGAAACCCUCGGUUGCUUUUUGGGAGGGUUUUGGUUUCCGUGGAACAGAGCUCACCAAGUUUUUGUUGUUAAAUCCUCGGGUUUUGACGCUCACUUCUCUGACCCCCGAGAAACUUGAUCUCAUCAGCAAGAUUGGCAUUCACAAGGAAAGCAGUGGGUACUAAUACGUUGUGAGCUUUGUGGCCACAGGCCGCAUCGAAGUCUUAGAGGCCAAGAUAGACAAUCUUCAGCUUUCCGGCCUCUCACCUGAAGAAGCCUGGGAAUUAAUUAGGGUUGCCCCUUCAGUCCUCAACAUGGCCGAGGAUACCUUUAAGAAAAAGAUGGACUUUAUGCUGAAUCACAUGCGACUCUCUAUGGACUUUGUGACAAAGCAUCCACGGAUGUUUACAAUGAGUUUGGACAGGGUAAUGAGGCCCAGGUUUUUGGUUUUGCAAAGUAUGACAACAAUGAAUGGAGCGGAGGAGGUUAAGCCGACGCGAAUUUCUUCUAUGCUGUUGAUGACCGAGGCCAAGUUCGUUGCCCAGAUCAUAGAAGGACAUCCUGAAUCUGCUGCUCUGUGGACAGUUUAUAAAAAUGCCACUGCUAAUGUUUCAAGAAGCUCAAAGAUUAAAAUGUUUUCAGGUUUUUAGUAUUUGAUGUUUUUUUAUUUGUGAAGGAGAUAUUAUUGCUCAGUCAAAUAUUUUUAUUGUAAUAUUGCUAUUAAGAAUCAAUGUAUAAUUUUUUUCAUCUGUUAAAAUCAAAAGAUUUCAGUAACCACUUAAAUAUACCACCAUCCUGACCCUGAUUUCCCAUGAAUUAGGAUUGUAAUUAUUUUUCAAUCAAAGUAUGGUUAUAAAUUGUUAGA
Messenger RNA from Cryptomeria japonica (Japanese cedar), 1559 nucleotides. Its product is annotated as transcription termination factor MTERF4, chloroplastic. The record is from RefSeq and is a predicted model, not a curated record. Gene Ontology annotation, cellular component: chloroplast. NCBI's taxonomy places the organism in Eukaryota, Viridiplantae, Streptophyta, Pinopsida, Cupressales, Cupressaceae. Gene Ontology annotation, molecular function: double-stranded DNA binding. Gene Ontology annotation, biological process: chloroplast organization; regulation of DNA-templated transcription. The transcript has a single exon. Bases 157 to 879 code for a protein of 240 amino acids.